Molecule: messenger RNA, 675 nt
Organism: Galeopterus variegatus (Sunda flying lemur)
Lineage: Eukaryota; Metazoa; Chordata; Mammalia; Dermoptera; Cynocephalidae
Gene: CUNH8orf44
Product: chromosome unknown open reading frame, human C8orf44
Source: RefSeq, a predicted model, not a curated record
GUACUCAAAUUACUUCUGAAUUAUCAGUCUCUCAUUUGUGCUUUGGGAGUACAAAAAUGCUAAAAGGGAUCUUUGGCUGGAGCUUUUCGAGAAGGUGUCAGCUAGAAACCAAGUGUACCAGGCUUCAAUCCCAGAAGCCCAAGAGGGAAAAGAAAGUCAGGGAGGAAAAGACUCCCCAGAGGCUUCUGGAGUCUUCUCUGCUCUAAACUUGGAAGGUUUGAACAAUGUUUCCUGGAGGAUGGCCUUUCACUUAUUCAUCUGUCCAGCAUGACUCAUCCCCGAGCGUUGAUCAAGUCUCCCUUGCCCUUGGCCUUGCCUUUCUGCCUGUCACCUCCUCAUUUGCUAGCAAGUGCUGAUGAUGUCGCAAAUGGUGGAGCUUUUUUGCUGGUCUUUGAAUUCCUUCAGUCUUCUGAUGGCAGACUCUACUGUGACAGCGGAAGUGGUGCCCUAGGUCCAGGCACCAGCAGCUACUGUUUUCAUGCAGGAACCACAGUGCCAGAUCCCCAAUGCUCGUUUCUCCAUCUUGGUUUUGCUACACAAGGAACAAGUUUACUAGGCGUUCUGGCUGAUUUCAGUUCUCUUCACCGUUUUCCACAGGGAGGCACCAUAGCUUGUCCCGUAUUUACUAAUGAUCCCGACCUUCUUGGAGCGUUUGGCCCUGUCGCUGUGAACUAG